UUUGUACUGCCUACGAUCGUGACUAUGUCGACCAAGAGGAUAACCGUGACCCUCUCCGACUUGGCGAAGAUGAUCGACGUCUCCCUCCUGCAUCCGACAAUGACAGACGCAGAGAUCAUCGCCGGUCUAGAACAAGCGAAAGAAUACAACACUGCGACUGCGUGCGUUAAACCGUAUUCGAUCCCUCUGGCGAAGGAGUAUCUCGCGGGCACGAGCGUCAAAGUAUGUCCUGUGAUCGGCUUCCCCCAUGGGAACAGUACGACCAAGGUGAAAGAAUUCGAAGCUGUCGAGGCUGUCGAAGCGGGAGGAGAGGAAAUAGACAUGGUGAUCAAUAUUGGGAAAGCGCUGAGUGGGGAGUGGGCGUAUGUGGAGGACGAGAUCAGGGCAGUGAACGAUGCUGUCACUUCACGCGGUGCGAUCCUCAAAGUGAUAUUCGAGAAUGAUUACCUGCAAGACAGGCAUAUCGUCAAGUUGUGUGAGAUAUGCUCGCGCGUACGCGUCGCGUUCGUCAAGACCUCGACCGGGUAUGGGUUCGUCAAGGGCGAGGAUGGGAAGUACACCUACAAGGGGGCGACGUUGCCUCAUCUAGCGCUGAUGCGAAAACAUACCGACCCGUCAGUACAGAUUAAGGCUGCAGGCGGGGUUCGAACGCUGGACGACCUGCUCCGAGUCCGAGCACUCGGGGUCACGAGAGUAGGCGCGACAGCGACCAAGGCCAUGUUAGAUGAAGCAGUCAGAAGAGGGAUUGGGAAGGAGCCAAAGGAGGUUGAAGUCAGCUUUGAAGGAACGGAACUGAGCGCGGGGGCCUAUUAG
Molecule: messenger RNA, 813 nt
Organism: Dacryopinax primogenitus
Lineage: Eukaryota; Fungi; Basidiomycota; Dacrymycetes; Dacrymycetales; Dacrymycetaceae
Product: deoxyribose-phosphate aldolase
Exons: 5
Coding region: 25-813 (262 amino acids)
Biological process (GO): carbohydrate catabolic process; deoxyribonucleotide catabolic process
Cellular component (GO): cytoplasm
Molecular function (GO): deoxyribose-phosphate aldolase activity
Source: RefSeq, a predicted model, not a curated record